This is a messenger RNA of Entrophospora candida, 451 nucleotides long. Lineage: Eukaryota; Fungi; Glomeromycota; Glomeromycetes; Entrophosporales; Entrophosporaceae. The record is from the annotation of a GenBank genome assembly.
AUGUCAGCUUGUCAAGACACAUUCUUGGAUUAUCAACAAUGUCUAGAUAAUGUGCAAUUUGAUUGUAAUAAUAAACAAAUGGUUUUUGUGAUUAAUGUUCUCAAGUGUUCAUAUAAGAGUGAAGCUAUCCUUGGAUCACUGAUGGCCCAUCCUGUGUUACAAUACCUUGUUAAUACAACAAAUAGUCAACCUUAUUAUGUCCCUGGUGAAAUUUGCCUCACUGCAAGUGCAAAUCAGCAUUUUUUAAGACAAGAUCUAAAACCAACUGAUGAUAAACCUCUGGGAAUGAAAGUUGAUGGGUUGUUUUGUUCUUCUAGAAAUGAAAUAGGCAUGGUCAAAUUAUCAGGAGGCUAUUUAACAUUUGAUAUGCCACGUUAUUUAAAAGAUCACAUCAAAGGAUUCUGUGGCUGCCAUGAUCUUCUCAAUGAUAUUUUUCUCAAGAAUAGACUAG